CGAGAAGGGGCGGAGCGGACUGUGGGCAGAGUAGCUAAGGGACCCGAGCGCGAGGGGGACGCCCGUCUUCUCCUUCCUCUCCGAGAGGCCAACUUAGGAGAGACCAGAAAUGAGUGGAAUGCUAUCUUAAAGAAGUCAAAAAUCUGUUAAAAUCUUUAUAAAUACUACUUAAAUGAAGAAAGAUAAAAAACCCCACAGAAUUCCAACUGAUAAUUACCCCAUUCAGACACUGGUGAAUAUGCCCCUCAGUCCAAGCCGACCUUCCUCCUCAGAGUUGGUGGAACUUCAUGUUUUUUAUGUCCCUGAAGGAUCGUGGAACUAUAAGCUAAAUACCAUUUCAAUAGAAGUUGUUAACAAAUUCAUUUCAGCUGGAUUUAUAAGAGUAUCUCCUCACCUAACUUUACAAGCCCUGAGAGAACGACUUGGUGAGUUCCUUGGCGAAGAUGCUGUUGCAGAAAAAUUUUUAUUUCUGAAAUGCAUUGGAAAUAAUCUAGCUGUGGUGAAGGUAAAACAAGAAUCAGAACUGAAACUCAAAUCAUUUGCUCCUCCAUAUGCUCUUCAACCGGAAUUAUAUUUGCUUCCUAUAAUGGAUCAUUUAGGAAAUAUUUAUUCAGCAUCAACUGUUGCUUUAGAUGGGCGGCAAACUAAUAAUGGUGUUGCUGAGGCUGAUGGAAUAAUCCACAGACCACUUAGAGUAACUUUGUUGAAGGAAGAACCUGGAACAGAUCCCAGUUUUUUAGUAAACACUUUGAAAGAGCUUCUCAACAAGAAUCAGGAAGAAGCAGCAUCAGCUGGGGGGAAAGCCACUCCAAAAGAAAACCAGACUGGAAAAAAUCAAAUUGGAAAUUCUGAAGUUCCAGGAUCAUUGGAAUCGAAUAGUGAUUAUUUUAGCAACAAAAAAAGUCCGUUUCUUUGGAAAAAUGAAGAUGAUGGAGUUAAUAUCAUUAGAACAGAGGACAAUCAGAUAGAUAAAAAAGAGUGUAUCACCCUACCAGAUCUUAUUGAUUUUCCUUCACUUCCUUGUCAACCUGCUCUUUCUCCAGGAAUAAUUGAUAUAUCUUUAUUACAGAUUGAAAGAGAGAAGAUUAUUGAACAGAUGAAACAAGUAAAGGAAGAAAGAAGAUAUUUGGAAAGAAUUAGAGAAGAACUUCUAAAAAAAGUUGAAAAGCUAUGUGAACAGAGAAAAUUGAAGCAAUAUCAUGCCUGUGAUGGUUGGAAGAAAAAAUAUUUGGAAACAAAGAAAAUCACAGCAUCACUAGAGGAUGUUUUAACAAAACUUAGAGAAGAUUUGGAACUUUACUAUAAAAAACUGCUCAUGCAACUUGAAUCCAGGGAGAUCAAGAUGAGACCAAAGAAUUUGGCAAACAUCACAGACUCUAAGAAUUACCUCAUCAUCCAGAUCACUGAAGUACAGCAUGCAAUUGACCAACUUAAGAGAAAACUGGAUACUGACAAAAUGAAACUUAUAAUAGAAGUUAAGAUGAGAAAGCAAGCAGUCUCAGAUUUACGCACAUUGAAAGCUGAACUGGCACAGAAGAAAAUUAACACAUCUUUACAGUCUCCAUUAGGGAGCAUUGGCUGCUGCAGUACAUUCUGACAAUGCCUGACUUUGUUCAUCAUAAGACAUCACAAAGAGAAAGUCACAAGCAUCUGCAAUUCCGGCAUAAUUAUAGCACCUGUCUUUGUACUUUAGAGACCAAGAUACAUCAAAGGUUACCUGCGGGAAAACACAUGCCAUUUUAUGGAACAUGAUCAAAUAUGCUUA
Neogale vison (American mink) is the source of this 1765-nucleotide messenger RNA. It is a transcript of the gene SPATA1, whose product is annotated as spermatogenesis associated 1. Lineage: Eukaryota; Metazoa; Chordata; Mammalia; Carnivora; Mustelidae. The record is from RefSeq and is a predicted model, not a curated record. The coding region runs from base 173 to 1597 and encodes 474 amino acids. The transcript is spliced from 14 exons.